UUUCUUGCCGUCUUGAUCCGCAGCCACACCCAUCCCCCACUACAAGCGCCGCAGCAGAAACCCCAGCCGCCAUGGCAUCCUCCUCCUGGACCUCGGCAUCCUGGUCGCCGGACGCCCUCCUCGACGAACCCACCCACGACAGGGCUCCCCGCGCCAGCGACGCCGACGGAGGCGACGACGACGUCUCGGCCGAGCGGGUCACCUCGCGGCUGCGCAAGCGAGGAGCCCUGAAGAUCCUCUGCAAGAAUUACUCCAUCCCCGACGGCUUCGCCCCGGUCCUCGCCGGCGACCGCUCCUCGUGCUCGACGCCGCCGCCCGGGUCCGUCUGCGUGUACCUCGACUCGCUGGACGCCGGGAUGCGCCUGCCCCUCCACCCCUUCUUCGCCGCGGUGCUCAACCACUUCGGGCUCGCCCCGGGCCAGCUCUCGCCCAACGGCUGGCGCGCCAUGGCGGGCUUCGUCGUGCUCUCCCACUCCGCCGGCGUGGAGCCGUCGCUCGCCGUGUUCCGGCACUUCUUCGCGCUCUGCACGUUCCCGCCGCACGGCUUCUACACCCUCCGUGGCAAGGACGCCAACGGCCUGCUCUUCGUCCGGAUCCGGGCCAAGUUUAUCAAGGGGUGGAAGGAGGAUUUCUUCUUCUUGGAGUCGUCGGCGCCGUGGCCGUGCCCGGUGGAGUGGGGGGAGCCUUCCCGGUCCUCCACCUUCGACCCAUCGCUCACCGUGCAGGAGAAGGCCGUGGCGGACAGCCUGCUGCGUGCUCGAGGGAGUUCCCCGAUAGAUCUCUUCGCGUAUCUCAACCACCGCAACAUGGCCGCAGCUAAGAUCAUCGGGGUGCCACUGCCACUGCCAUCUCCGCCGCCAACUCCUAAAGUCGCGCCUGUUCAUGCCGCCAUGAAAGAAGCCGCGUGCGCGUCGGCAGCAGGGAAGGUGUCGGUGAAGAGCGAGCCGGACUGCAAGGUGCCUCCUUCUCCUCGUGCGCCGUCGCUUGGGAAGAAGAGGAAACCGGGGGAGGACCGUGCGGACGGCGAGAGCUCGGCGUCGUACCCCUCUUGCCCGCCGGGCUUCUUCGCCCCCUGCAAGUCGCCGACCACGACAGGCAAAGAUGGUGACUGGAAGGCGGCGAGGCGGCUGUUGCAGGGCACCGUGACGCCGUCGCGGGAGCGCGAGCUCGCCGCGUCCAAGCCGUCCGACGUCGUCGCCAAAACCUACGUGUCGCUGCUCCAGACGGCGAACGAGGUGGCCUUCUCGCUGGGUUACGCUCUGGAGCUGGAGGAGAAGCUGAGGGCGCGCGAGCGCAAGACGGACGCGCUCCGGGUGGAGUUUGAUAGGAAGCUGAAGGCGCGGGAGACCGAGGCGGACGCGCUGCGGGCGGAGCUGCGCAAGGCGAAGGCCGAGCUCGACGAGACCAAGGCAGGCGCGGGGAGGGCGGCGCCGGAGCGGGAGGAGCUGUGCAAAAACAUGAAGGCGCGGGAGCGCGACACCGCCGAGGCGGACGCGCUGCGGGCGGAGCUGCGCAAGGCGAAGGCCCUGCUCGCCGAGGCCAAGGCGGACGCGGGGAUCGCGGCGGCGGCGGUGCGUGGGCUCCGGGAGGAGCUGGACAGGAAGCUGAUGGCGCGGGAGCGCGAGGCCGCCGAGGCGGACGCGCUGCGGGCGGAGCUGCACAAGGCGAAGACGGAGCUCGCCGCGACCAAGGUGGACGCGGAGAGGGCGGCGGCGGCGACGUGGUUCUGGGGGUCCAGCAGGGAGCACGCGCGCGCGCUGGCGGAGCGUGAGCGGCGCGGGUACGAACACGGCCUGGAGGACAUGAAGCGCGCCGCGCUUAGCCGCUACCCGUACCUCGACCCGGCGCGGCUCGUCGUGCCGCUCUGA
Messenger RNA from Hordeum vulgare subsp. vulgare (domesticated barley), 1868 nucleotides. RefSeq lists its product as uncharacterized. The transcript has 3 exons. The record is from RefSeq and is a predicted model, not a curated record. The coding region runs from base 72 to 1868 and encodes 598 amino acids. NCBI's taxonomy places the organism in Eukaryota, Viridiplantae, Streptophyta, Magnoliopsida, Poales, Poaceae.